CCAGAACACGCCCUCCAUCCUCUAGAGACACGUACAUUCUCUAAUCCUCUUCCCUUCCUCUUCCCUUGAGUUUAUCGCGUGUGGGACUCGACCUUCACCCAUAAAGAUAAUUUCACUUCACUUCAGCUUCUUCUACAUAUUGUAGUCUGAUGAGAAAAGACGACUCGGCUCUACCGUCCUACAACACACACGACAACAUGUUCGCCAUCGCCACCAUGCCCGCUUUCCCAGCUCCAACUGGUGAUAUGAGCACCAAUCCAUCUUGGAACCACAAACACAGUCAGAAUCAUUACCGUCCAUCAGCCUCAUCCCCGCUCUCCUCAUCACCCAUUCGCGCGACUUCUCCGCUUUCCCCCCGCUCCGAAAACGACCUCAACUACAUCACACGUCAGACCCAGUCCUCUCCGAUAUCCUCCUCCGGCCCAGCAUCCAAGUACUUCAGAUACGCAACACGGCAGAUCAAACCAAACCCCCGACAACAACGGCGGGAAGAGGCCCAAGAAAGCCGGCGGAAGCUCUUCCUUCAGAACGUGCGGCAGCGUGCUGAUGACAGAACAUACCAACGAAGAGAUGUCGAGGGCAAGCUACUCAAGUCGAGUUGGGAUCGCGAAAUGCGGCAACGCAUCCUCACGAAACGGAUGGAGGGCGACGCCUUCUUCUCCGAGGCGGACAUCGAUGAUGCGGCCGAAAUCUUGAUUCAGGAACGCCAGCGUGAGGACGUCGGUCAGGUACGGCAAUCCGAUGCCAAUGCGGAUGAAAUGAUGGUCGAUGAGAUUGCCCUGCAGGAAGAGAGGGAACUAGAAGCGCUCCUCAUGUCCUACGACGAGCGACCGGCUGGACAACAAUCACAAGACGUCGUGCAACGGCCGGAUCCCCCCAGCCUAUCGGAUGACGAAGACUACGAUGCCAUAUUCAUGGAGUUGGCAUCCGGGUCUGAGGGUACGGACCUCGUUUCUUCACAACAGAUGGACAUAUCAUGAGUACUGCUGUGGAUGUUUGAUUAAUUAGACUGUACAUGUGAGAGACAUGGUCAUACUUCGGUACAUGCUGAUGGUUCUUGGCUUCGGGCGUUCUCGAUUUCCGGCUGGGCGUUUAGGGGCAGUUCUGGACUUGGGGGUGUUGGACAGUAUUUGUAUUAUUCCCAGGGGUGUACACAGGAACACUCCCCAAUUGUUAACAUAUAUGCGAUAGCGGACGGGUAUACAUGGGACAGAUUAGACGCCCAGAUGC
This is a messenger RNA of Sodiomyces alkalinus F11, 1230 nucleotides long. RefSeq lists its product as hypothetical. The transcript is spliced from 2 exons. The record is from RefSeq and is a predicted model, not a curated record. NCBI's taxonomy places the organism in Eukaryota, Fungi, Ascomycota, Sordariomycetes, Glomerellales, Plectosphaerellaceae. The coding region runs from base 198 to 980 and encodes 260 amino acids.